AUGGGACCUUUGGUGUGCAAUUCCUUACCUGGUUUUCACGCAAUCACCGGCUGUGAUUAUAAUCCCGCAUUUUUCCGAAAGGGUAAAAAAAGACCUUUCGAACGAUUAUUACAGUCCGAGGAAUUGCAAAGAGCUCUGAUCGCCAUUGGGAAUAUCGAUUUCGACGCUUGUGAGAGCGUUUUCAGCGUAUUAGAGGAAUUCGUGUGCCGUUUGUACAACGUCAAAAAAACAAAAAAAGUAAACGAGGGACGAUACGAAAUUUUCUUAAAAACAUACGACGUCUCAAACGCCGCCGCAUCUUUCAAACUGUCUCCCUACAAUUUCGACGCUUCCAAUUUGCCACCAUGUCAAACUGAAUUGACGGAACACUUUCUGAGGACUCUGUACAUUACGAAAAUUUGGAAGAAUGCCCACGAAAAAAAUCCUGUUGGUGAUUUGGACCCGAAUGAUUGUGGCUGGGAAGAAAAAGAUGGAACGCUGACAUUCAAAUGGUUCAAAGGAGAACAACUGCCCCAGUUCUACAGCGACGUCAUCUUCGAAGUUGAAGAUCCUGAACACCAAUCAGAUGAGGAAGGAGACAUGGAUGAAAGCGCCGACAUGAACGAUCGCCAAGGCUUCUCGGAUGCCAGUGAUGACGACGCUUUUUAAAUAUUAUCGCUUUUUGUUAACUUUUCUAUUGUAAAAAGAAGAAAAUAGAGCCGAGGUUAAAAAUCUACGUAUUUUAUACAAAUAAAAACUACAAUUGAAAAAAAUUCACUCUCCAAUUAAAGU
Molecule: messenger RNA, 771 nt
Organism: Cydia pomonella (codling moth)
Lineage: Eukaryota; Metazoa; Arthropoda; Insecta; Lepidoptera; Tortricidae
Exons: 2
Coding region: 1-648 (215 amino acids)
Source: RefSeq, a predicted model, not a curated record